GGAGGCUGAUAGAUAGCCCAAGGGUUCACAGCAUACCGACUCAUUCCAUCAGUACUGGGAGAGCUCUAGUCACUCUUCCUUUCCCAUCAGUGAGGCCGUCGACUUCCCUAUAUUUCUCCCGUUGAUUCUCCUUCUGCGUUCUUCUCUCACUGACGUCCAUACCUUCGUCCGUACUGGCGAUCCUAUAAGAAAUUCCGAGUCUGAAAGUCGUCACAGCAUUUGAGUAUAGAUAGCAAAGAAAUCGAUCGAAACUGUGUUGAAUUCAUGACGGAGAAAUGGGGAGGAGGAGGAGGACUCUUACAAGAUAACAUUAAUAAUAUCUAACUGUAAUUAAAUAUAGAGUUAGAAGGUAGAUUCCAAGACCUAAUAGUGGAAGUCUGUCAAGUUUCAUCUCCACUGGACGUAGAAACAAACCAUCCCGAGUACUGGAAGACCAAUGAGAAGGGCAAAAUCGGUCACCAAUCAGCCACAUUCAACGCAGUCUCUAUUGACCGUAGAAUCUCAAGGUCAAAAAACUCUUCUUUCACACAGACAGAUCAAGGUAAACGUCACAAACUUUCUUAAUUAAUUUCAGUGUAAAAACAAAACAGAAAUCAUUCCAAGUGUUAUAUAGCAUGAAUCCCACACUCACUAAACCACUAUACAAGACUAUACAAAUUAUCUCACGUAUUAAUAGAAGCUGAAGAAUGAAUCCCCGUGUGAGCUCAGACCCCAAGAGAGAUGAAAGCUAUUAACGAAAGACUUUCAAGUAUAAAAUUAAACUACAGAAAGCCUCCCAGUACAUCUUUGAGGCUACAGAAAUCAUCCCAGUGCAUCUCAACACUACAAAAAGCCUCUCAGCACAUCACUCGUAUAUCUUGAGGCUGUCAGCAAAACUCGUAACCCAGCUCCCACCCAUAAACCAGAAGGAGAGACACACGAUCCACUAUCAAGGCUCAGCUCUGAAGAGGAGAGGCAUCAAAAGAACUUAUUAUACCUCGCCCCAGCAAUAACAUGGAGCCAAAGAACGAGCCAAUCACCAGGCCAGGUCCAGGGGUCAUUACUGCUGCUGUUGAUAUAAAGGAACAGGACAGGUGGGCCGGUCCAACGCUACAAGAGAGGGACACUCAGGUAGGAGCCAUCAGCAGUGUCCUACCAGAAGGGGACAUCAAUAACGCCAGUGAUGUCCCAGUGAAAAGGGACAUUCCACAUCCAACCACGAACCUCGAGACGCUGAUCCAUGUACUGAAGGGGAACGUAGGCACAGGUCUCCUCGCUAUGCCUGAAGCCUUUAUGAACGCAGGGCUGUGGGUCGGGUUUGCUGGGAUACCUAUUAUGGGUGUCAUUUGUAUCCACUGUAUGCAAAUGCUGCUAAGGAGUUCCAAGGAAUUGUGUAAGCGGGCAGGGAAGUCGGCCCUUAGCUACGAGGAGACAGCGGAGGCGGCCUUCAGGUUGGGUCCUGAAGGGUGCCGUAAGUGGGCCAACACCGUCAGAUACAUCAUCACAACCUUCCUCAUCAUCACCCAGGUCGGCUUCUGCUGCGUCUAUGCCGUCUUCAUCCCCCAAAAUCUGAUGCAGGCUAUCGAGUGUAUGUUACCGAGCGGGAGCAGUAUCUCGGUAUAUGGUUAUAUGGGGAUUAUAAUAUUACCAAUCCUUCUCAUCUGUUACAUCCCUAACCUCAAGUACCUAGCACCGGUGUCGCUCAUGGCUGGGGCUGUCCAGAUAAUAGGCAUCACCAUCUGCUUCUACUACAUGUUGAGAGAUCUGCCACACGUCCAGGAAGAGCUGCCUGCCUUUGCCGGAUUUUCCACCCUCCCUCUAUACUUCGGCUCAGCUAUCUACGCCUUUGAGGGCAUUGGAUUGGUUUUACCACUGGAAAACAAGAUGAAAACACCUCAAGCUUUUGGCGGAUGGACGGGAGUGUUGAAUACAGCUAUGGUGAUUGUGGUGUGUUUCUACGCAGGCGUGGGGUUCUUUGGUUACCUCAGAUAUGGAAGUUUUGUACAAGGUUCCAUCACUCUCAACCUACCACCUAGUGAACCGUUAUCGCAGACGGUGAAGAUCUUAAUGGCUUUGGCGGUCUACAUGACAUACCCUCUACAGAUGUACGUCCCUUACGAGGUGCUGCGGCCAACUGUGACGCGGAGGUUCACCACACACAAGGGCAAGAUGGUGGCCGAGUACAUCUUUAGGUCCUGCAUGGUGUUCUUGACCUUCGUCUUAGCAGCAGCCAUCCCCAACAUUGGAUUGUUUAUAUCUCUGGUGGGGGCAGUCAGCAGUUCCACCCUGGCCCUCAUCUUCCCUCCCAUCGUCGAAAUAGUGACCUUCUGGCCAAAUACAGGGAAAUACAACUGGCGCAUCAUCAAGGGUGCCCUCAUCUGCCUGUUUGGGUUGGUCGGCUUCGUAGCAGGAACCAUCACCAGUGUUGAAUCCAUCAUCGACUUCUUCAUGAACGGCCAGCAGCAGCCUUCCUACGAGUGUUAAAUAUGUGACUCCACUCUAUGGCCAUUUGAGUCAGAUGUAUGGCCCUUUGAGUCAGAUGUAUGGCCCUUUGAGUCAGAUAUAUGGCCCAUUGAGUAAAAUCUAUGGCACCUGACUCAAAUUUAUGGUCCCCCUGACUCAAAUCUAUGGCCCCCUGACUCAAAUCUAUGGCUACUUGGCUCAAAUCUAUGGCUACUUGGCUCAAAUCUAUAGCUCCCUGACUCAAAUCCUUGUCAUAUAACUGUCAUGUAACUGUCAUAUAACUGUCAUGCAUUUCCCCUUCUAUACUAUCAACACAAAGCUUAAGGGUUAUUGGUUUCACUUAGUGUGUGUGUGUGUGUGUGUGUGUGUGUGUGUGUGUCUAACUUGGCAGAAGAAUUGAUGAGUGUGGUAUGUUAGGGAAGAGAUGAGGUCAAGGUCAAAUAUUAAGUCAAGUGGCUGUUGGUGUGGUGACCUUAACACUUGACCUUUGUGGUAGUUGGUUGUUGUUGUUGUUGGUUGUAUUAAGUUGUUGGUUAUUUAGAUACAAAACUGUUAUUAUUAUUAUUAUUAUUAUUACUAGACUAUUACUAUUAUUAUUAUUGUUGUUGAUAUGGUUCUUGUUGUUAUUGUUAUUAUUAUUGAUCUAAUUAAACAUAGGCUCUAAUAAUUGUGGUUCUGUGAUUUUCGAUAAUUUCAGAAAAAAUAGAAUGUCGAUUAAUAAAAAU
Homarus americanus (American lobster) is the source of this 3167-nucleotide messenger RNA. RefSeq names its product proton-coupled amino acid transporter-like protein pathetic. The record is from RefSeq and is a predicted model, not a curated record. Gene Ontology annotation, molecular function: amino acid transmembrane transporter activity. The transcript has 11 exons. Lineage: Eukaryota; Metazoa; Arthropoda; Malacostraca; Decapoda; Nephropidae. The coding region runs from base 994 to 2463 and encodes 489 amino acids. Gene Ontology annotation, cellular component: vacuolar membrane. Gene Ontology annotation, biological process: amino acid transmembrane transport.